This is a messenger RNA of Mus musculus (house mouse), 1637 nucleotides long. It is a transcript of the gene Nmrk1, whose product is annotated as nicotinamide riboside kinase 1. Gene Ontology annotation, molecular function: ribosylnicotinamide kinase activity; nicotinate riboside kinase activity. The coding region runs from base 102 to 689 and encodes 195 amino acids. Gene Ontology annotation, biological process: NAD+ biosynthetic process via the salvage pathway; NAD+ biosynthetic process. The transcript has 9 exons. Gene Ontology annotation, cellular component: cytosol. The record is from RefSeq and is marked validated. Lineage: Eukaryota; Metazoa; Chordata; Mammalia; Rodentia; Muridae.
GGUAGGCAUGAAACGCUCUUGAAGCUUGCUCUGCGACCCUGCUGGGAAGGAUUCGAACCCGCUUCGGAUAUAUUAGGAAGGUGUGAUUUCCAAAGCCAGUUAUGAAGAGAUUUGUCAUUGGAAUUGGUGGUGUGACAAACGGAGGGAAGACGACACUGGCUAAGAGCUUGCAGAAGCACCUUCCCAACUGCAGCGUCAUAUCUCAGGAUGACUUCUUCAAGCCAGAGUCUGAGAUAGACAUAGAUGAAAAUGGUUUUUUGCAGUAUGAUGUGCUUGAAGCGCUAAAUAUGGAAAAAAUGAUGUCAGCAGUUUCCUGUUGGAUGGAAAACCCAGGAAGCUCUGCGGGACCAGCAGCCUUGGAAAGUGCUCAAGGGGUUCCCAUUUUAAUUAUUGAAGGUUUCCUUCUCUUUAAUUAUAAGCCUCUGGACACCAUAUGGAACAGAAGUUACUUCCUGACCGUUCCAUAUGAAGAAUGUAAGAGGAGAAGGAGUACCAGAGUAUAUGAGCCUCCAGACCCUCCAGGGUACUUCGAUGGCCACGUGUGGCCCAUGUACCUAAAGCACAGACAGGAAAUGAGCUCCAUCACCUGGGACAUUGUUUACCUGGAUGGAACAAGGUCUGAAGAGGACCUCUUCUCUCAGGUGUAUGAAGAUGUCAAGCAGGAACUAGAGAAGCAAAAUGGUUUGUGAUAACACCACACAGAUGGAGUGCAGCAAGUUCCCGGGAUGGAUUCAGAUACUUGAAGGGCUAUUCUGAAGGACAUUUACAGGGAUGCAGUAUGUCCUGCAGGACAGUGGCAGCUCGUCUGUAUGUUCACUUUUGUGCCAUUGUCCCCAACAUCCAGAGCCAUGUGUUGCCAUGCCGUCAGACAGAAACCCCUCCUGAAAGCAAGAAUGGCUUGACCUCACCCUGCAGGAGGCACAGCACAGUUCAUGCACAGAGGGUCAGUUCCUCUAUAGGAACAAAAGCCAAGAGCUCCUGACUGUUACCUAGCACCAAAAGACCAUUGUCGUCUAGGCCAACAAUGGGUGCUAUGCUGUGUAUGCUUCUGCGUUUGUGUGUAUAGUUGUGUGUCCAAGUUUGUAUGUAUAUUUCUGUAUGUAUACAUAUACUCCAAGACUACAAAAUGAACCUUGUAUACUACACAGAAUGUUUUUUUCCAGUUUUCAUUUUGUUUGUAUUGAUUAUAAUAUAUAAUUUGAAAAAUUGUCUCAUAGUAAUGCCGCCACACACACACACACACACACACACACACACACACACCUGCAACCAGCAACAUUACCUGAAGUAAUGGUCUCACAUUGACUGAGUCAGCAGUUUACUGCAGAGCCUGGAGACUUUGUGCUUGUAGCCAUAAAUUCACUUGUAAUUGUUAAAUACUGUGUGUCUCUGUGAGAUUUUUUUAUAUCAAUAGAAGUGUUUGGUAGGGGGCUGGUGAGAUGGCUCAGCGGUUAAGAGUGCCGACUGCUCUUCCAAAGGUCCUGAGUUCAAAUCCCAGCAACCACAUGGUGGCUCACAACCAUCUGUAAUGAGAUCUGAUGCCCUCUUCUGGAGUGUCUGAAGACAGCUACAGUGUACUUACAAAUAAUAAAUGAAUAAAUAUUAAAUAAAAGAGAAAGAUGUUAUCUAAAAAAAAA